CUCCUUCAGCAGAGUCUCUGCACAAUAAGUUGACUCCACUUUCUGGAAAACAUUGGAGGUCUUUGUCCUCCACAGUUAUGAAUUCUGACUGAACUUAGUGGCCAGAAACUGUGUCUGAUUUGUUUGUUUUCAAGAAAAAGCAGUUUGGGACCCUUUCCAGGUUCUGAGCUGCCUGGGAAGAACCCUUCCUCAUCAUGUCCUGUGACUCAGACCCAUACAUCUUCACCACCGACGCCCUACCCAGCGACCCUCGCUUCCUCCCUCCGCUGGCCAAUGGCAUUCUGGGCUGGAGGGUGUUCAACAAAAUCAUGCACAUGGGCAGUAUUUACAAUGGGGAGGGUGGUCGUUGCCACAGAGCUGACAUCCCCUGCCCUCUAGCUGUGAAGAUGGAGUCGGAAGAUGCUGCAACACACACCUACACCCUGGACACCCACAUCGGUAUUUUUACUCACACCCUGAGCUCAGGUAGUGCAACGGCCUCUCAGACUUUAUAUUCACACCGAUCCUGCCCCAACCUCAUGGUGAUGGAGGUCCUGCUGGUGCGCCAGGGGACCUCAGAGCGUCCCGUCACGGUUAACCUGGUCACUUCAUUCACCCCUCAGAGCUUAGACAUCGCUUUCGAGGAGCGUCCUGAUUACAAAGGAGGAAGCCACAUCCAGGGAAAAACGAGCACAGCCGAGAUCCCAGGAGGCUCCUGUCCUACGGUGCAUCUGAUCUGGACCGUCAUACCCUCCACUGUGGCGCUGAAACCGGGGCAGAGCCAGGCCCGCUGGGGCUUCAUCCUGGUCGUGGCCAACAGUUUGGAAUCUGCUCAGUCCAGUUACGAUGACGGCCUGAACCUGUUGGCGUCCGGCAACCUGCGUCCGUCUCACGAGAACGCUUGGAAGGAGCUGUGGCUGCAGAGCCAGGUGGAGGCCACAGGGUCGGACAGCCUCUGCAAGGCUCUGAUUGGAUGCAUUUUCUACCUCCUCAGUGCGUUCCCUUCCAUCCACGACACCUCCAGCUCUUUUGGCGGGGUCAGUCCGGGCGGGCUCUCCAAUGGUGGGUACGGUCAGGAUUACUGGGGGCAUGUUUUCUGGGACCAGGACAUUUGGAUGUUUCCUGGGAUAGCGCUGUUCUACCCAAAGCUGGCCCGAGCAGUGCUGGAGUACCGGGUGGGGACUAUAAGUGGAGCCAAAGACAACGCCCAGAAGCAGGGAUACAAGGGCCUGAAGUUCCCGUGGGAGAGCGCCGUGUCUGGGAGAGAGGUGUGUCCGGAGGACAUUUAUGGACAACAAGAGAUUCACAUCAACGGAGACGUCACGUUGGCCUUCCAACACUAUCUCUACCUCACCGAGGAUCUGUCCAUGUUCAGCGAGGGCAAGGGCAGCGAGGUGAUCUACGGGGUCGCUGAUUACUGGGUUUCCAGAGUGACAUGGGACCCCGAUGAGCAGAAGUAUCACCUCUUAGGUGUCAUGCCACCAGAUGAAUAUUACUCCAAUGUGAACAACUCUGUGUACACAAACGCAGUGGCCAAACUUGGUCUCCAGUUUGCGUUGGAGUUGGCCGAUCUCCUCCAACAUCCUGCCCCGAAAGAGUGGCAGGAAGUGGCCAAACAAUUCAAGAUCCCUUUCGACCAGGAGUUCCAGUACCACCCUGAGUUCGAUGGCUACAGUAAAGGGAGCCCAGUGAAGCAGGCGGAUACCGUUAUGCUGGCUUAUCCUCUCGGGCUGCCGAUGACUCCACAGGUCAGGAAGAACGACCUCGAAGCGUAUGAGCCAGUGACGGACCCCAACGGUCCAGCCAUGACAUGGGGUAUGUUUGCCAUUGGCUGGCUGGAACUCGGAGAGGCUGAGAGAGCUCAGCGUUUACUAGAAAAGUGCUUCAAGAACAUCCAGGGGCCGUUCCAGGUAUGGAGUGAAUCAUCAGAUGGGUCUGGUGCGGUCAACUUUCUCACGGGUAUGGGAGGAUUCCUGCAGGCUGUGUUGUUUGGUUACACAGGUUUCAGAGUUCAGAAAGAGUGCCUGGCUUUUUCCCCGAUUAUUCCUGACAACAUCACUGAGCUUUGCAUCCGUGGCAUGAACUACCUCGGCAGCCAGAUGGACUGGCUGCUCAGGAGAGAAGAAGUUUGUGUCAUACUGAGGGAACGCGAAGGCCUUGCAGGCAUCACCAGGCCCUAUAAUUUACAAGUCAUCCUGAAGGCAUCAGGAGUCAAAAUCCCUCUCACACCAGGGCAGCCGGUAACUUUUCCUCGGGGGCCUGGUUGUGUUUGUAAAGUGGAGACCACUUCCUUCUGCUGGCCUCUCUGAACCCGGGACGUGGACCCUCUUAAUCAACCAAUAUACCAAAGGUCAAAGACAUUGAGUGAUUGUUGAGCAAGUUACACCGAAUGCUGCAUUUUACGAUACGAACCAGUGUGAACAAACUGAACUCAAUAAAAAGAUGGAAAUUUGUCUUUUUUUUGUGACAUUAAUUAUAUUGAAAAAUUGAUUUUGAAAAUGUAAAUUAACUUUUUACGUUUGGUCUGAUUAAAAGAAAAAUGCAAAC
Cololabis saira (Pacific saury) is the source of this 2526-nucleotide messenger RNA. It is a transcript of the gene pgghg, whose product is annotated as protein-glucosylgalactosylhydroxylysine glucosidase. Lineage: Eukaryota; Metazoa; Chordata; Actinopteri; Beloniformes; Belonidae. Gene Ontology annotation, biological process: carbohydrate metabolic process. The record is from RefSeq and is a predicted model, not a curated record. The coding region runs from base 195 to 2288 and encodes 697 amino acids. Gene Ontology annotation, molecular function: catalytic activity. The transcript has 14 exons.